AUGAAUUCACUUUUCAUAAUUCUGACUUGUAUGACUGGUGUUUAUUCUCAAUUCACUGCAAUCGGUCAACAAGAAAUAGUCGAUGCUCACAACAAACUGAGAUCAUCUCUUGCCAAAGGAACCUACGUGGCAAAAGGAACAAAACAACCAUCUGCAACCAAUAUGAAGAAAAUGGGAACAGUAGCUUCAGCUGCCUGGGAGAAAGAAUUCCAAGAUUAUGGAUUGAAUUCGCUCACAAUGGACAAUGCCCUAUUCAACAGUGGAAUUGGGCACGCAACUCAAAUGGCUUGGGCCAAUAGUAAUCUAAUUGGAUGUGGAGUGAAGAAUUGUGGACCUGAUUCUACGAUGAACAAUAUGAAUAGAAUCUCUGUGGUUUGCCAAUACAAAGCACCAAUGCCACCGAAAAAGAAAGCGAAACAACUGACAGAACAGCAAAAACUCCGGAGAGCUUACAAUCGUCAAAGAAGUUUUGGCAGCACUGCAGUCGUAGUUCAAGAUUCAAGAAAACUCCAGUUGUUCGCAUCAUUUGGAGAAAAUCCCGAUUUCAAUUUCAAGAAGAAAAAAGCGGCACCUGCACCUCGAAAAGUCUUUCCACCAUCUCCAAAUAUCAGUGUGGAGGCAGUUUCCAGUGACGAAGAAGAUGCUGGAAAUUUCAAAAUUCCUGAAGCAGGCGACGAUGAAGAAGAAGAACUUCGUAAACUGCGGGCCGAGCACAACUCUUGUGAACUAUCUUCCCUCGACGCGUUCGAUGAUGAUGGGGAUCAAGUCGAUUUCGUAAAUGGGCGUCUAGUUAAGCGGCUGAAGCAACCCGACCCCGCCUGGCGACCGGGUGUUCGGGAAGAUUAUGUUGGGAAUUAUCCAAUGCAGAACAGACCUGCGAAAAAAAUCAAACAUGAUUACAAAAAGAAGGACACCAAUCGAUUGAUUAAACAAAUUGUAUCCAAACCUGCGCUUGCUUUAAAUUUCCAUCAAUCUUUAUGCAGGACGCUUCAAGCUGCAAAAGCAAAGCAAGUGAAGAGCAAGUUGAUUCUUAGUUGA
Molecule: messenger RNA, 1038 nt
Organism: Caenorhabditis remanei
Lineage: Eukaryota; Metazoa; Nematoda; Chromadorea; Rhabditida; Rhabditidae
Exons: 7
Coding region: 1-1038 (345 amino acids)
Source: RefSeq, a predicted model, not a curated record